Asparagus officinalis (garden asparagus) is the source of this 927-nucleotide messenger RNA. RefSeq lists its product as uncharacterized. The transcript is spliced from 6 exons. NCBI's taxonomy places the organism in Eukaryota, Viridiplantae, Streptophyta, Magnoliopsida, Asparagales, Asparagaceae. The coding region runs from base 1 to 927 and encodes 308 amino acids. The record is from RefSeq and is a predicted model, not a curated record.
AUGGAGGGGGAGGAAGACUUGGAGCUUGAAAAACAGCUGAAGAUGCUUAACAAGCCCCCUGUAAAAUCAUUUCAGUCUAAAAGUGGACAUAUUUAUGAUUGUAUUGAUAUCUACAAACAGCCAGCCUUUGACAAUCCUCUUCUGAAAGAUCACAAACUUCAGUAUGCAGUAAUGAAAACUGACGUUGGCGAAUAUUAUGGAGCAAGUGCAAAGCUUAUUGUUUAUGGUUUCCCAAAUGUUAAACUUGAUCAAGCCACCAUAAGCCAAAUAUGGGUCAUAGGAGGCGCUGAUGGACCUGAAGAAAAAAUAAACACUGUACAAGCAGGAUGGCAUGUCCGUAAGAUUACUGUAUACCCCGGUAUAGAUGGUGACUCUUUAACCCAUCUAUCUACGUUUUGGACGGCUGAUGGAUAUAAAACAGGUUGCUUCAACUUCAACUGUCCCGGAUUUGUUGCACUGUCUCCAGACUUUGGUCCUGGAAGUGAAAUAACAGAGCUUUCUGUCUACGGUGGGAUACAAAAAUCAAUUGAAAUAAGUAUCUUCAAGGAUCAAAAAACUGGAAAUUGGUGGUUAACAUAUGGACACGAAAGAUCUUUUGUGGGAUAUUGGCCAAAGGAGCUUUUCAAUAAUUUAGAGAAAGCUACUGAGGUUGACUAUGGUGGUGCGGUUUACUCUCCCUUCAACGAGCCUAGUCCUCCGAUGGGGAGUGGUCAUCUAGCUAUUCCUACUGAAGGUCCAAACAAGACAUGUUAUUUUCUGAAUGUUCAGUUAGUAAACGAAAGAAAUGAGCUCUAUGAUCCAAUAUAUUAUAAAGUCCACAUAAUUGCUGAUAUUACAGAAUAUUAUAAUAUUGAUAACAAUUAUCUGUCAGGACCCCCAGACGGUUACCAAUUCCGUUAUGGUGGUCCUGGAGGUUACACUCGUUGA